ACUAGGGAGGAUGACGAUGGGGAAUAACACAAAGUUCAAGAAGAAAGCCCCAAACACCGAAACUCUGAAACAUCCUACAAAGCCUCCUAAGCCUACCAGUACCUGCUCUUUCCAUUCUGUGUUCCCUGAGGAUGCUCGAGAGGUAGAAUUUCUAAAGGACUAUAUCGCCUGGCCUGACACACCAUUUGUACCAGCUAACUAUUCUCUGAAUGACACCACUUAUGCUGCACAAAGCACUCUCACAAUUCUUCCUCAUAACGGAGGGAGAAGAUGGCACGUAGGGGAUCAACUAGAAGUUUUGAUACAAAUGAAUGACUUCAAUGGUCGCCCCAAGAAAUUCGGUGGAGACGUCCUAUUUGCACGGCUUCACAGCCAUGCUGUUCAUGCAGGUGUGGUGGGGAAAGUGCUUGAUCAUUGCAAUGGUUCCUACACUGCUGUAUUCCCUUUACUUUGGGAAGGAAGUGCACAAGUUGAGGUCAUCCUGAGCCACUCCAGUGAAGCAGUCACAAUAAUGGAAAUACUUAACCUGAAACAACCAAAGAUUUUUUUCCAAAGCGUCUUCCGCUUCGGCUCAGUCACUGAAACUGCCAUUUGUAAUGUAUGCCUUAAUGCACCCCUGGAGCAGCUGUGCAAUUACACUGACAUUCGCACAGGUGAGCCCUGGUAUUGCUACAAGCCAAAGAAACUUAAAUGUGAACACAGAAUCACCCACUCUUUUGGAGGCUUCAAACCCUUGCCCUUGGAGAACAAUCUCUUUAAAAUUGGUGUAAACAUGAACACUGCUAUUCGGGCAUCAGGACCUUUCACAAUCACCAUUUUACCAAAAGUAAAAGUUCUCAAUAAAACAGUCCCUGCUUACAUGUCAGGAAAAGAUGUGAGGAGUAGACCUGUUGGUUAUUACUACCAGGGUGCAUGGCGAGCUCUAGAUGGCACCAUAGUUCAUCAGUUUAACAAUGCCACAUCAAUGAGCCACUGUUUGAAAGGGAAGGUGAUCCACAUGUAUGGAGACUCGACCAUAAGGCAGUGGUUUCAAUAUUUAACUGAAAAAAUGCCAGAUCUUAAAAAGUUUAACAACAAAUCCCCCCAAAAAGCAGGACCUUUCAUCGCCUUGGACUAUACAAAAAACAUCUUACUGACGUUUCGCUGCCAUGGUCCUCCAAUCUGUUUUUCUAACUUGCCGGUCAGUGAGUUACAUUUUAUUGCCAACGAACUGGACAGUGUGGUUGGAGGCAGCAACACUGUUGUAGUUAUUGGCAUCUGGGCACACUUCAACACUUUUCCUGUGGAGGUCUACAUCCGACGUCUGCUGAGUAUAAGGAGGGCAGUGGAGCGGUUGUUGACCAGAGCUCCAGGUACACUGGUUAUCAUCAGGACUGCUAAUCCCAAAAGGUUGACACUGCGUGAGUCAAUGAUCAUCAAUGAUUACUGUUUGUUAAAGCGUGAUAAGAUACUUCGGGCAAUAUUCAAAGAAGUGAAUGUCCAACUGCUAGAUGCCUGGGAGAUGACCCAGGCCCACUACUUGCCAAAUGAUCUCCACCCACCACCUCCUAUAAUAAAGAAUAUGGUAGAUGUUGUCUUGUCCCACAUAUGCCCCCCAGCUGGGAAUUUUAAAGACGCAUCAAUGAAUUAGAAUGCUGCAUAUCUGGGAAGUCAGGUAACUGACAUAAUCAGAAUGAGAUUAUGUGAAUGCAAUGCUGGGAUUAUGUUUUGUGGAAGGAACUGAGGAAAAUAACAUAGUCUGUGAGAUAUAUUAAAGCUUUUAACACAUUGAAAAUAAAACAAAUAAACUAGGAACAUAAUUAUAUCAGGAUCGUGAAAACUCAACAUCCAUUUUUGCUUCAAUUUUCUUUCCGCAGCUCUUUUCAUACUUUAUUUUCCCAUGUGCAUUUUGACUUGAAUCAGUGCAGAACUGUACAUUAGUAUUACAAGGGGAGCUAUGCAAUUGUUGAAGCUUAGAGUUUAUCAGUCUUAUGUGUUAUGGAUCAAAAAUAGUAUCAGGCUGAAAGGCUGUGUUUAUUUAGCUUAGACUUGAUGCUUUUGAUCUGACAAUACUCAUAAAAUAUUGUAAAAACAGAUUUGUACUCUUGUAGUUGGUUAAUAGAUAAUUGAAUUAUGCAAAAUAUUAUUUUUAUUAUCAAUUAUUUUGCCCAUUAUUUUCUCUGUUGACUGUCUGUUUUAAUUAUAAUUUUCUGUAAAAAAGCAAAAUAAGAACUGAUUUUGUCUAUUUGAGUUUGGUCCCCCUUUCUGGUUGUUUUAGCUUAAAUGUAAAUAUGUAGAUUUUAAAUAAACUCUUGGCAAAACCAUGAACUUUUAAUUGUUACAAAAUAACUGCAAGAUGUUUUGAAAUGAUUUUUUUUAUCAAAAUAAGAAGUGUUGUGCGUGUAUAAUUUUGUGUUAUGAUGUGUAAAUAAGUAUUUGAAAGGAUUAUGUAUUUUGCAGGUAGUAAUUACAAGUACUUUUAACAUUAGAUACAUGUAUUUUUCCCAGUUUUCUUAUUGAAAGGCAAUACUUUCAUUAGACGGUAUUCAGAAAUAAUAUUUUUUAAUGUAAUGUGUAAAGAUUUAUGAUUUAUGGUAAUUAGUAAAUGAUUCACUUAACAUAUGUAAAUCUGUGUGGUAUCUACCAGAAGUCAAUGAACCAAAGAUUUACCAGUGUAUGUUUGUGUCACAGUUAAUAACUCACUGAGUAGUGCUCCACUAGAAAUCA
Messenger RNA from Fundulus heteroclitus (mummichog), 2706 nucleotides. RefSeq names its product NXPE family member 3-like. The transcript is spliced from 7 exons. Lineage: Eukaryota; Metazoa; Chordata; Actinopteri; Cyprinodontiformes; Fundulidae. Bases 11 to 1630 code for a protein of 539 amino acids. The record is from RefSeq and is a predicted model, not a curated record.